Molecule: messenger RNA, 1748 nt
Organism: Linum trigynum
Lineage: Eukaryota; Viridiplantae; Streptophyta; Magnoliopsida; Malpighiales; Linaceae
Source: the annotation of a GenBank genome assembly
ACUCAGUAAAGCGCGGCUUCGAUAUAAAGCUUUUCUCUGAAAGAAAGAAACGUUCAUAGCAUAGCGGAACAAUGGAGGGUUUGAGAAAGCUACUGAUUGUAGCGGCGGCUGUUGUAUUGGCGGCGGCGACGGCGGCGGAAGGGAGGCUGGUUUACGUCGGAGGCGGGAAGACGACGUGGGCGGCCAACGUUAACUUCACCGAGUGGUCGUCUCACCAACACUUCUACGUCGGUGACUGGAUUUGUGAGUUCUUUCUCUCCUUUCACACUCUCAAGUCUCACCCACGAUUGCGUAUUACUUUUUUAACGACGAACUUGACAUCGUAAAUCUCGACUCAUAUGAAUACUCGAUAAAUUUACGAUAUUUGCUAGAUUGAAAAAAAAAAUGUUCAACAGAGCAUAUUGUUUUACGAUAACAAAGAAUGCUAAUUAAUCUUGAAUCUAAACAUAACGAAUUCAUUUGUAUUUAAAUUCACAAUCUCUUGUAUGUAUUUAUUACACUUGUUUCUGGGUUUUUUAACAUUAUAAUUUUGAGAUUCCUUGAACAAAUUAAUACGUAACUCUUUGUACAAAUCGUCCCUAGAUUAGACGGCCGGCCAAGACUCUCUAAACUAAUUGUUUACCUAAUUAAUUAGCCAUCACUGCCUUAGAUCUUAUCAGUCAGAAAAUGGAACAAAACAUAGCCUGCAGACUUAGCUUUUGCAUUCAUCUUUAGUCUUGUUACCUAGUGAGCCUUUAAGGGUUUAGAAAUCAUUUACUUGUUCAAGAAUAAUUAUAGUCUUAUAAUAGCUUAUACCACAGUCCUUCAAAAACUAGUAAUUAACCUUCACAUUUAAUGUGUACCAUUAUCUCAAUUUUACGGGUGAUAAUUAAUUUUGAAUUGAUCCAUUUUACUCGACCUGUUUCGAACAAAUACAAGAUAGGUACAUGUACUCUCAUCGACUUAAAAUGUUCAUACUCAAUUUUUCAUAUUUGGAUUUCAUCAAUCACCGUAGUAAUCUAUUUGGUAUAAAAUCAACUCAUCUUAAUAACUCGAAUUCACGAAAUCUAAAAAAAUAAGUAUUCUUAUUUUUUCCACGUGAUGUAUUAAAAUGUACGCAGAUUUUGGGUUCGACAAGCACACCUACAACGUGCUGGAAGUGAACAAAACGAGCUACGAGACGUGCAACGACGUCGGAUUCAUAAAGAACAUCACGAGAGGCGGCCGCGACGUCUACCAGCUGACGGAGGCCAAGACUUACUACUUCCUCUCCGGCAGAGGCUUCUGCUACGGCGGUUUGAAGGUCGCCAUCCCCGUCGAAAACAUCCCUCCGGCUGCUUCCCCGGCUCCUUCUCCGGCGAACAAGAACUCCGCUGCGUCGUCGACGCCGCCGCCGCCCUCCGCCGCCCGUUUCAUCGGUCUCGGUCUUCUCACGGCAGCUCUUGCGGCGUCCGCCCUCUCGACGGCAAUGUUCUAGAUAGUACAAGAAGGAUUUAAAACGGCGUCGUUAAAUCAGUUUAUAGUUUUUUAGGAAGGUUAAGAUAGUAAUUACAGGUGUCAAUGGGUGCUUUUUGGUUUUUUAUAUGGCGAAGACUUUCUAGGAAAGCGGGAAACAUGUUUAUUAUCGUGGUCGCCGAGUCUUAGUGGCUUAAUUAGUAGUAGUAUUUUUGUUUCUAAUUGGUUUGGGGCGCUUUUACCCGGGAAAAUCAUAUAGCUAUCUCAUAGGGAGUUAGUCACACCCAUGAAUGAUAUAAAUACCACGGUUGCUU